Pseudomyrmex gracilis is the source of this 2511-nucleotide messenger RNA. RefSeq lists its product as uncharacterized. The transcript is spliced from 7 exons. The coding region runs from base 143 to 946 and encodes 267 amino acids. The record is from RefSeq and is a predicted model, not a curated record. Lineage: Eukaryota; Metazoa; Arthropoda; Insecta; Hymenoptera; Formicidae.
CGGCGUCGCGGCACCGACGCUGCCGCACAGGAAUCCAAUCGGGAAAAGUAUUUAUCGCCCGUAAACGUUCCACGGAUCAUCGUCUCGCGCGUGAUGGCACGCGAGAAGCCGUAACAUCAAAGCCCCGGGCCACGGCACAUAAAUGGCGCAGGAAAUUCCUGAGACAACGUACGAGCCGGAAGUCGAAGAGGACGCGAGGCGGAAGCGCGAGCGUCGGGUCGUUCAGGAGGGCACGGCGUUAUGGAGGCGGCGGAAGGAGGAGUUGCAACGUCAAAAGCACCGCGAACAACGUGAACUGCAGGAAAUUCUGGCCACUUACUCGCCGUGGGGGAAACCGGGCGGUGGCGCGCCCUGCGCGGCCACUCUGAGGAAGAAAAACGUGCCUCUGGAGCCGCUCGAGCCGUCGGGGUGUCACAGUUUUGGUCAGGGCUGGACGAGCAACGCUACGAUCGACAGAUUGCACAAGAGGAACACGGACCCUCUAGCUGUUGCGGACAUGAAUAAAUUCUACGAUGACAGGGCGACGGCAGGUAUCGGAUCGGAAACACAACCGCUGCAGGACACGAGAAACCUUUAUAAGGAGGAGGUUCAGGUGUACGAGCUAACGGGUGGUGUCGAACUGGUGCCUCUGUUAACCUGCAGGCGUUAUCAGUCGCAUCCGCAGACCACACGCUACCUUGUCACGGACGCCACUCGUCCAGGAUACACGAUAGAAUCGCUUCGCGCGCUCAGCAUCGCCAAUCGGGAGUACAUCGCGGAUCUGGCCGAGCAGAUACGACGCAAACGGGACCGAGCUUUGGAGGAACGUCGAAUGGAACAGGAGAGCUGUCGCAGGCACUUCGAUACUUGGAAGAGGCUAUGGGGCAGACCGGGCCACGGCGCUCCCAUAGAUCACGCGCAACGGAACAAUCUCUACAACAUCCUCCAUCGCCCGGCUAUCUAUUGAAUUUUCCUGUAAAGCGUUUCGCUUCCGAGCAACCGUAAAAGCGGAGAGAGACUUCUCGCGCUCUUUAAAAAAAAAAAAAUGCCGCUUUUUAUUAUACAAAUCGAAUAAGGAGACGACCAUUAGCGGUAACGCAACGCAAAAUUAGAACGAUGGUUUCAGAGAAAAAAAUGUGACGGAAUAAGAUCGUUAUGUAAGUCGUUCUACCGUUUUGACUUAUAUAAAUCGCUGUACCAGAUCGAAUUAAAAUCGAUCGCACACGUGACCGCUAUUUCAUCCAUCUAUGUUUUAAUAAAAUUUCGAAAGGAAAAUGCAAGAUACAACGUCGUUCUCGAAAUAAAGUAUUCUUACGUGGAAGAUGCGCUAUAGAUUGCUAAUUAAGAAAUUGAAUCUCAAAUUGUGAACGAAACCAAUUAAUUUUCAAAGAUAUUGUCUCAACGUGUCGCUCUCUUCAAAAAUGAUUCUUACACAAAUGGAAGAAGUAAUGAAAAAUUAUAUGUGAGAGCGGUAGCGAAGAAUUAGGAUAGAAAAAUGUUAACGUCAGCGCCCUUUGUUUCUUAUGAGUCGACUUGACAUGAAAAAGCGAAAAGAGCAUAUCGGAUAACCUAUUAAAUUUCAUGAAAGCCUUGUAAGAGUGAGAGAGAAAGAGAGAGAGAGAGAGAGAGCGAGAGAGUAAAGAGUAGCUUGAUAAACCAGGACCCAUGAGUGACGCCGCGAUUGACCAGACCUCAAAGGAGCAAUCUCGUGAGAAUCUAGUUGCUGUACGCGCCCGUCGGGUCGAUAGGUUUUAAAUUUCAUGAACAUCAAGGAACGGUCAUUUGAAUAUAUGUAUGUAUAGGUGCUUGUAUAUAAACGCGCGUGGCAUGAGCGAGGUCACCAUCACCGUGAAAAGAAAACGUAAACUUCCAUCAGUCAUCGUGUCGGUGAAAUCUGGGGGGAGGGUACACUGUUGCUUCAAUCUUUCUUAUCUCCGUCGAAAAGGAAGCCCAUGUAAUUUAAAUCCUGUAAUUUCAGAUGCCUGUGAAACGAUAAACGACACUUUAGACGCUUGAAAUUUUAGAGCCAAGCAAAAGAAAGCUGAGCGCUUAAAUGUAUAUUACCUAUUUGUUAAAAAGAAUUUACACAACGCGCGCGCAAACAAGCUUCCUAUUUUUUUCUCGCUGUCGUCGUUAAUAAUUUUACGCCGUUGUUGGUGUAAUUUAGGCCAUGAGUGCAGAGUAUGAAAAUUACAUUAUUUAAUGUACGCACACACACACGGCUGUUAAAAAAUAUAUUAUUUGGGAAAGACAUGCGAGACAAUUAAUUAUGUUUAUUCAUUUUGUUGUCUGAUAACACCUUCAUUUGUUUUCACAUUAUUAAAUGAGUCACUUGCUACGGGAGCCACGUAAAUUGUAUUCUAUACCGUUGGAAUGAAAUUAACGUGAUGCGAAUAUAAACUGACGCUGAGUAUUGAUUUUACCGAGCUUUUCGUUAACCGAGCUUACGCUGCUUCCAAAUAAGUGACUCGAAUAAUCAACAAAAAUCGCGAGAGACAGAAGGUCUCUCGAAAAGAUUUUCGAAUUAUUUAA